Messenger RNA from Babesia ovata, 645 nucleotides. RefSeq lists its product as uncharacterized. The coding region runs from base 1 to 645 and encodes 214 amino acids. Lineage: Eukaryota; Apicomplexa; Aconoidasida; Piroplasmida; Babesiidae. The transcript has a single exon. The record is from RefSeq and is a predicted model, not a curated record.
AUGGCCAUCGAUCACCCGGGCGUUCCGCGCAAGCGCGGCGGCCGCAGGUACCAGUUUGACCCACUCGCUGUAUCGGCGGCGUAUCCCCUGGUCGCUCAGCACGUCCGUAAACAAGUUAUUCGAGACAGAUUGGCUCUGAAACGGCAAAAUUCCGCGAACUUAAGGUCUCGCCGCGCUCUUUUCGAGCGCCUAUCGCAAAUGGAACGCCAGUUCGUGCGUCCGCAGUCACUAGACGAGUUGGUACUGCGGGCCACCGCGCUAAACGAGCAGCUGGCCAUCCAAAGAGAGAUCGAGUGCGCGUUAACGUCGCUGUUGUGCGUUGUACAGAGGAUUAGGCGUGCUGCCGCAAACCAAGAGUUCGGAAUAUUCAGCGCCAAGCCUUCCACGUGGGAGGAGCAACGGGCCGAACGUGACGCGCUGGAGGCUUUGCGCGCACAACGUGCCAAAACGUUCGUGUCAGAACUUAUGGCUCGCUCAGAGGUUGAGCUGGAACGCCGCCGGCUGGCGCUGGAGGAGGCUGUGCGUCGGAAGGAGAUACGUGACAGGGAAGAACAAGCCGAAGAGGAGGAGACGAUGCUGGGAUGCGACCGUAAGCUGCUGGCUAGCGGCGUCUACAGGGCUCAAAUAAAGCCCCACCACUCGUGA